Lycium barbarum (goji berry) is the source of this 555-nucleotide messenger RNA. RefSeq lists its product as uncharacterized. The record is from RefSeq and is a predicted model, not a curated record. The transcript has 2 exons. NCBI's taxonomy places the organism in Eukaryota, Viridiplantae, Streptophyta, Magnoliopsida, Solanales, Solanaceae. The coding region runs from base 1 to 555 and encodes 184 amino acids.
AUGUCAGAUGAUAAGUUUGAUAGUCCAAACGUAAACAAAACUACGGGGUGUAACAAAGAUGAAUCAGAUAACAUAGAAGAGGAAAUACAAAACGUAGAGCAAGCAGACAAGGUUAUUAAUGCUAACAAGGAUGCUGAUAAGAAACAACAACCAACCAAGCAGAAUGCAGAUGAGGCAGACAACACAAGUGUUCAACAAUACAAGGCAAAAGAAAAUAAUACUAUAGAAAAAGAAAAAAGCAAGAAGGUAGAAGGUAGUGCAGAAAAGGGAGGAAAUAAAGAUAGUACACAAAAGAAUAGUCAUCACAAACAACAAAUGCAAGAGAAGAAGGGGGAUAGUGGGGAGAAAGUGAAAGAGCAGCAGGUCAAAAGUGCAGCAAAAAGUGCCAAUAAAAGACUUUCAGAUGAGCAGCAAGAGAAUGCAAGCCCUAAUAGUGUAGAUAGAGCUGAGAAAAGAGAGACAGAUGAAAUCCUUCAGAAACAAAUUGAUACAGGGCAGGAGGGGGAACAAAGUGCAGCAAGCAAUAAACAAUUAAUAACACAGUUGGAAGCUUAA